This is a messenger RNA of Scylla paramamosain (green mud crab), 5499 nucleotides long. Its product is annotated as nucleoredoxin-like. NCBI's taxonomy places the organism in Eukaryota, Metazoa, Arthropoda, Malacostraca, Decapoda, Portunidae. The transcript has 10 exons. Gene Ontology annotation, biological process: negative regulation of protein ubiquitination; negative regulation of Wnt signaling pathway. Gene Ontology annotation, cellular component: nucleus. The record is from RefSeq and is a predicted model, not a curated record. The coding region runs from base 1 to 1335 and encodes 444 amino acids. Gene Ontology annotation, molecular function: thioredoxin-disulfide reductase (NADPH) activity.
AUGCCAGGCCCCGAUCCCAGGCUUCCCGGAAUGUAUACUACAGUUAGGGGCAUCAGCCGCGACACAAUUAAGGAGAUCGAGACGGAGGAAUGUGAGGUUCUGGGAAGGUGCCUGCAAGUAGUACAAGUUGUGGGGCUCAAGGUCACCCCUGCUGGAGUUGGAGCUGCCUUGGGAGAGGCGCGGGGGCUUCCUGUCGAGGGUGGUGCUGAUGUUGGUGGAGUGUCUAGAUGUGGUCCGGGAUGGCAAGUGGCUGAGUUGCUGAGUGGUGUGCGGGGCUGCGGCUCGGGUGACGCAACACAACACAACACAACAGCACACAGGUGGACGCGGCGCGGCAGUCGUGGCUCACUAAAGGUUCGGCUGUCUCGCCAGUACCGCGUAACGGGCAUCCCCUGCCUGGUGCUCAUCGACAGCCGCAGCGGGCAGGUCAUCACAAGGGCGGGGCGGGAGAAGGUGACCGGCGACCCUGAAGGACACCACUUCCCCUGGCGGCCGCGACCCGUGGGUGACAUCCUGGCUGCCUCCCGCCUGGUGGAUCCUCAGGGUCAAGAGGUUGUCUACGACGCCAUCAAGAGUGCCUACAAGGGCCUCUACUUCUCCGCCCACUGGUGUCCGCCCUGCAAAGCCUUCACGCCUCAGCUGGUGGCCGCUUACGAGAAGAUGAAGAAGAAGGAGGAGAAUUUUCACAUGAUCUUCAUCAGCUCGGACAGGAGCGAGGAGUCGUGGAGGACGUACCACAACACCAUGCCGUGGCCCAGCCUGGCGUGGGAAGAAAAGGAGGCGCGGAAUGAGCUCGCCAGCAGCCUAGAGGUGAACGGCAUCCCCACCCUGGUGGUGCUGGACCCCGACAACUCCGUCAUCACCACUGACGGCCGCUCACAGUUUUCUGACGACUCCACGUUGGAGAGGUUCCCGUGGCGGCCGCAGAGCGUGGAGGUGUUGGGAGAGCGACACACGGGCAAGCUGCAUGAGAGUCCCUGUCUCGUCCUCUUCACAGACGGGGAUGCGACAGAGCUGCAGUUCGGGAGGGACGUGCUGUUACCUGUGGCUGAGGAGUACCUGCUGGAGCACUCACACCAGGGAGGCCUCACGCUGCAUUUCUUUGUCGCUGGGGAGGACGAGGUGGCAGACAGUGUGAGGGAUUACGCGUGUCUGGAGGACGUGGUGCCCCUGGUGGCCAUCCUGGACCUGGCCGAGGGUUCUAAGUUCUUGCUUGAAGAUGGUGUUGAGGUAUCCACCGCCACCGUCCACAACUUCGUCACCAGAUACACAAAUGACAAGCUCAAGCCUCUGCCAAUCAGGCCAGGCGCCGCUGAGGCCACCGGCGCCAGCUAACACCACCCACUGCCUUAUGGAACAAUAUAAGGCAAAAGGAAGGGGUCUUCUUUCAGAGCGAAACUUGGAUUUUGACUUUGUUGUUACAUUAAUAUUGUACUUGCAUAUAGGGUCUGUGUCACGGAUAAAUGCAGGAUGCGUGUUGUAGUACGUACUUAGCUAUGUUUGUGAUUAUCAGACUGCAUCAUAGAGAUUUGUGUUGACUUUGAUAUGAAUAUAACUAAGAAUUAUUAUUGUAAGAAAAAGCUUAUUGUUUUCAUGGUUGUUUCACUCUUUUUAAUUCUAUUCUAUGUGUUUAAUGCUAAAGUUAUCAUCUUGUCUGUCUGUGGCGCUCAAAACGCAAAGCAGAUUCCAAGAGCUAAUAGAGAAAAGUAUGAUAUCUAUAGAUGAAAAAGGCAUAUUACAUAACAGAGGAUGGCUCAAGGCUCGUGGACGGGCUGGAGGUAGAGGGUGGUGCUUGCCAUCGUAUCUAGGCCUCUCGAGAGGCUGUGGUCAUAUUCAAAAACGCUUUGCUCUCCUGCUUUGCUGAUCCUGUGUAAUCCAGAUGAUCCUCCUAACUUUUUCACCUCACUGAAAUAACGAGAAUGAAAAAAAAAGUAAAUAAAUAAGCAAGAUUUGGUGAAACCCAUCACAUAUUUCAUUGUCGAGCUUUGUAAGAGAAUAAGGGAUUCAUUGUGCUGCCUGAAAAAUCCACCAGGCUAUAGAUCACUCGUAGUUUAGCAUAGAAAUGACACACUAUUCUAAAUGGUAUGGUUAUGCCGGUGCAGUAUGCCGUGGUCGCCAUAAUUUAUCUUACAAUCAGGUUGACGGAUUGUGCAUUUAGAGACACACCUAAAAAUAAUCACGGCGGUGCAUCUUUAUUAUCACGCGUUGGGAGCGAGCAGCCAUGAUUAUUAUAUUAAAGGAAGGAAGCAGUGAAAUCCCUAUCCAGGAGCGAAUGUGCGCGUGGUCUCUGUCCGUGCGCGAUUGAUAUUAACGACUACACAUCCUUGGGGGGCUUGAUGGUGGACUAGAAAUAAGGGGCCCCACUGCAGAGGCUAUAUCCCGAAACAUCUGAUCUGAACCUUCUCCGUGUUCAAGUGGUGACGCAAAAAUACGGGCAGGACGGUGCCAAUGUCCAUAUACCCAGGUCGACCUACACACAUAAGAAAUUUCGUUCACCUCCGCACAUCACGGGCACGUCACGCGGAGGGACAGGCUCUGGGUGACAGUGCAGCUUAGUUACUUCUACAUCAGUGAGUCAAUGAGUGGAAACAGGUAGAUAUGUUUCAUACAGGGACUGCUACGUGUAGGCCUGAUGGCUUCUUGCAGCUUCUCUUAUUUUCUUAGGUUCUUAUGUUUUUAUGAGUUAUGGGGCAGAGCGGUGGACACAUCUAACGUCCGCAUUGACCCCGCAGUUUUGCGAGAUUUUCCCCUUCCACAUCAACAAAAGUGCAUGUUUGUCGGGCAAUGCAACGCAGGAAACGAAAUUAACUUUUCUACAGAUUCCCUACAAAUGCAGUGACGCAGAAAUUAUGGAUUCAGUUUUGUAACCGCAAACAAGUUAUAAAUCCCAACGCAGCAAGAGUGUGCAGUUUGCACUUCUCAGAGGACGACUAUAAAAGGAACCUAAAGUAUGCUUCACUUUUUUUUACCAAUAUAUUUUGUGGUAGGUAUAGACAGAUACACAUACUUUUAAGGCCUACAUAGGAGAGAGGUUAGUCUCCCCUAAAUGUCAUUUAGAGAACGCAUUGGGCCAGCAAAAGAAAACGAGCGGGAGUAGCUGCAGGGGUGAAGGAAGGAACUCCCUCUACGUCAUCCGGAGGGACUCGAAGCUCCACCCACCGGCUGCAAGAGUGCUCGUGAGUUGACCUCAGACCGGAGUAUUUUUAUGGAUAUUGGGUGGGGCAGGGCAUGGCGUCUUGCACAGGAUGAAAGGCUGGUGUGGACGGGAGAUCCGCUCUACGCCAGGCAGACACAACAGGCCGUGAAAAUGUUACAAAGGUAGUGAAGUGUUUAGCCUGCGUCCCGAGGUGAGGUGUUGAGGUUGCAUAGCCCGCCAUAACACCCGUGGAUAUUGUUUCGGUAGGUAGCAUCCUCCAUGUAAUAAUGUAGAUUUUUUUUGCGACAAGUAAUAUUUUCUCCAUCUAUAUGAUGUUUUCCUUUUUAAUUAAUCGUGUAAAUGUACUCAUUGCAAGUAUUGUGAUAGCUGAACAGAAAAUUUACUCACUCCUUAAUUUCAAGAAGAAAUUAUUAUUCUGUUAAAUUCCGACGUGAUCUUAAUUAAUACGAAGCUAAUCCCAAGAUAACCAUUUCUCGGCAGUCACUUGCUUUAUCAAGGUAAUAGUAGACUUGACCCGCGAUCGCGGGGCCUCCCACGGAGCCCUCUAACUGCCACAUAUGAACUGCCUAACGAACAGUUAUAAGAAUAUACCUUAUAUAAGAUUGAUUUAAACCUGAUUUAACUUAACAGUCUUUUCUAUCUAUCUCCCUUUAAUUCGAUAAAUACGGUUAACUAUUUUUGUCGACCAAACUCAACUAUCAAAAUACUAUCGUGGGAAUGACAAAAUCUUCACUAUGGCAAAGGUAAGGAUUUAUUGUCUGAAGGAUGCCGGUCAUUGAAAUAGUAUUUAGUGGUUCACGAAGGUAGAUUUUCAGAUUUCAAUAUCUCACUUCAGCGGACGAUUUUCUUUGUUUUUAGUAAGUAGCAUCGUAUACUUAACUAUCAUACAUGUAUGUGAAUACCUUAGUAUUCUUAUUUAACCUACGUAUUUAAUUCGCCAAACUGGUUCAUAGAAGAAAAAAGUUUAGCAAUGAAGUAUACCUCCACCGGAGUAAAAGCUGUAAUUAUGAAAUGAUUUUGACGGUUCGAAGAGGAUUCAUGAUCACAAAAUAGAGUGAAAAACUUAAGAUGGGAACACUGGAUGUGAUGAUAUUGAAGAGACUUGCUCUUUCUUUCUAUUCAGCGGGAAGAACGUGUUUACAUAGAAUACAUGGCCUUGUACGUGGGGCACACGUGGCCACCAACCAUGCUUGGAAGAAGCGAUUCCUGAGACUGUCAAGUAGGAAGUCUGAAGUGUCGCAGGUGGUGUUGGGCGCUUAGUUGGGUCAUAUCAACCGGUAACGAACCAUUGGUUGGUUGGUUGGCGUUGGUCAAGCUCUUUUCAACUGAAUCGUUAGAGCGCCGUAGACAGACAAGGUAAUACGUAUUUAAAGUCAUUCUACCGGUUAUAAUUAUGUGUUAGACCUUAGCCAUUAUUGUUGUUUUUUUAAGUUUUCGAUGCCACGAAGGAAGUGUUGGCAAGACUGUUUUACAGCUGCUGGUUAGGUCUUGUUGUUCGCCCCAUGAGUCAGCUGGGAUGGACGGAAAGUGAAAAGUGACAAUGAGAGAAUGAGCAUGUUUGUCAAGGUUUAUAGACUCGUGUCUGUUUAUCCUUGGUGUGUGAUACGCAAUACAUACCGCCGCGCCACAAGACCACGCAUGCAACUUUUGGUUCUUAUAAUUUCUUGAGUCUAAGAAUGACGCGCUAUGUUUUGGAAUCCCAGAUACUCAGGUAAGUAGAAAGGAAAAAUUAUCUUUGGGAUUUGUUAUGGAAAAAGUGUGGGUGACGGUAUAUUCAACAAAUGCCAGCAUAUCUUAUCUUGCAUAUUUUUAAGAGCAAGCUUCAUAAGAAAUAUGUAUUAUACUAAGCUUUGCUUUUACCAGUCCAUUGUAUAUUAUCACAAUAUAUUACUUAUUCAAUAGCUUCGUACUUAAUCAUUUUAUCCACGAUGUUGUGGAAGCUACAAUUUAUUACUUCUAAAGACAGACAGUAAGUAGGUAACCCAAAUGAAUGGCUGUGCAGCAAUACCUUGUGAAUAGUACUAAUCAUAAUAAAACACAAAAUGAUAAAUCUUUCCUUUUCUUCUUUCUACCCGUUUUGGAAAGUAAGUGCAAAGUUAAAUUUUCCAAACUUGAAAUUGUGUUUACAUAAAUACUGUAAGAGUCUAAUCUGUAGAGCUUUAAAAAUAAUGCAAGUAUAAAAGUCGCCUGUUUGCUGCUCCAGAAUAUUAUAAAAGUAUCGUUUUGGAACUUAUUGUUAUAAACUUUAAAAAUCCUUGUUUUGGAGUGAGAUCCUUCAUCUGGCCCUUGUUCUAAAUUAUAUAAUACUCUUACUGCAUUUAGAUUAAAGGUGUAUGUAUCUA